Molecule: messenger RNA, 1338 nt
Organism: Phytophthora infestans T30-4
Lineage: Eukaryota; Oomycota; Peronosporomycetes; Peronosporales; Peronosporaceae
Exons: 3
Coding region: 1-1338 (445 amino acids)
Source: RefSeq, a predicted model, not a curated record
AUGGAGAUCUUCCAAGACGGCGAGCUCGAGGCUGAGAUGCACAAGCGCGACCUGCAAGCCAACAGCAUCGGAAGCUGGUGGAAUCUUUUCUCGGAGACAUACGAAGAGAUGGUGCAGUCUAUCGCUAGCCCCGUGCGGGCUGAGUACGCGAUACAGGAGCUGGGCGAUCCGCAGUUCAGUCUCGACACUGUACAUGAUAAAAAUGUAGAAUUCGUGCGUGAAGACUUCCAUCUUCAGAACGCACACGGGGAGCACUUGGCUUGUAGUUUCUGGCGUCGUAGAGUAGUACGAGACGCAGAUCCAAUUGCAGCACUGUCCACCUCAUCGUCUUCUUCCUCGCUGAACAACCCAUGCAUUAUCUACCUCCACGGUAUGUCAAGCUCUCGCAAAGAAUGCAUUUAUUUAUACCGCAAAGUGCUGGCGGCGGGGUUUUCGCUAUUUGCGCUGGAUCUGUCUGGCUCGGGACUUUCUGGCGGUGAUCGCGUGUCAUUUGGAUACUUUGAACAUGGCGACUUGAGUACAGUUGUAGACUAUCUGUAUGCUACAAGACGCGCGUCGACUGUAGGUAUUUGGGGACGCGAUAUUGGAUCGGCUGCAGCACUUCUACAUGUGAAAGAACGGAUGUCGUAUCGUUAUCAAACUAUAAAGCUUUCGAACAAAGACGCAAAGAAACUCAAGGUCGUGGAGGACAAAGAACAUCGCCACAUUCUGUGUAUCCCUCCAGUCACAGGCCUGCACUUCCGGUUCAGUAAGUACAGCGCAUCAAACGGUGACUUCGUGCUGCUUGCUAUCGACAACGUUCCUGUCCAAGGAUUAAGUGCAGCAGCGUGUCAUCGACUGAUUCAACGGAACUGCAAAACAAACAGUAAAUCCCACUUACAGGGCUUUAAGAAGCGCUCCUUGAGCGAUACUGGAAAGGACAGGUUCAUCUUUGCUUUGGCGGCCGACAGCGCGUAUGGAGACAUGGAGCAAGUUAUUUGGGAUAUGCUACAGAUGAUCACUAAGAGCGCUGAGCGACGCAGUUUGUACUUUCCGUCUGCGAUGGUCACAGCGUCGCAGAAAAUCCUGACGAACUCGAUCGGGAAAGCUGGAGGCUUCAGCUUCAACGACGUCCGGUUGCUCGAUGCAGCGCCAUAUUUUACACUGCCGUGCCUCUUUAUCAGCGCGUCGAAGAAAGAUUUCUUCAUGCCAGAACACUCCAAAGCCCUCUUUAACCGGUAUGGCGGCUCCAAGAGCUAUGUUCAAUUCACAGGCCAGAUUGAUGACAAUCGGCCUGCUGAAGUGCUAGACACUGCGAUCUCGCACUUCAGUAAGAGAGUCAAACUGCUGACGAGGUAA